This is a messenger RNA of Tuber aestivum (summer truffle), 3153 nucleotides long. The record is from the annotation of a GenBank genome assembly. NCBI's taxonomy places the organism in Eukaryota, Fungi, Ascomycota, Pezizomycetes, Pezizales, Tuberaceae.
AUGCCACGACCAACACGCGCCAGCAGGAAACCGCCCGCGGGGGAAGAGGUGGAAAAGGCAAACAAGAAGGUUGCUACUACUACUGUUAGGAAGAAGGAAAGGAAGGUAGUCGAGAGAGAAAUCGCCGAAAAGCCGGUAGCACCACCGGUGCGCGGGACAAGGUCGAGAGGCGCGGUCGAGGUGGUCCUCGAGACUAGUCAGGUCAGUCAGGCCACCGUUGCAUCUACUCGUACAUCGCCGGAUAAGCCAACAACUACACGACGGCGGGGCCAGUCCCAACAGCCCGCCGCUACAGUUGCAGAGGUGACCACGUUUCCAGCGACAGUGGCAGCAGCAUCGCCUUCAAAGGGAUCUACGCGUUCUACCGUUGAAGAAGUGAUCCGCGAAACUCCAUCUCCGAAAAAACCCACACGCGCUACGGCGAGGGUGUUCCUGCAUAGGAAGCAGAAAUCCGACUCCCGUGUCGCAUCCGCCCCGUCAACGCCGGAGAUUGCCCCGCUAUCGCCCGUGAUUCAAGUCCCCGCAUCGUCUGACGCCGAGAACCACUCCCCGCCCGGUAGUGCGCACUUCGCAUCCUCGCCUCCGGCGAUCAUUGGUCCUGCCCGUGACGACGAAGCGGGACUGACAACGCCCACGCAGACAAAGGGCAGGGACGGGAAGCAGAGAAGGAUUACUUUAGAGUUUGCCGAGGAUGAAGGGUACACUCCUCCGCGCGCAAGACCUUCGUCUGUUGAGAGACCCAGAUUGCGGGAAUUGGGUGUUGAGAGUUUGGAGCCAUUGGACAGGCUGCCCGGAAUUGGCGAGGAUGACCUCGCUAGUAGUGACGGGUUUGCGGGGGAUGAUGAGGGCGGGCCAGCGAGUCCUACGCCUAAGCGCGCGAACAAAUGGAAACUUAGCCAGCUUGUAGAGGAGGAUGAAGAAGGGGAGGGGGAGGUCGGGCUAGGGACUGAUCUAGAGGACGGUGAUGGGAUCCUGGCAAUCUCACAGCCGGGGCAGCAGCAUAGGAGGAGCCGCUUCGGAUCCCCCUUUCAAUUCCAAAAGGGCAAAAAGAAGGUUGUCGCUACCGUCACUGCUAUCGAGGUGGAAGACGUGGCCUUUGCAAUCUACUCCGACCCAAACACCCCUUCUCCAACUUUGCCAGAUACUACCAACGCGCACGAACUCGAUGAAAUAAUGCGCCCGCCAAUGAGCUCCUCCCCUGCACAGGAAUCCCCCCGACACUCCCGGAAACGCCGUUCUUCAAGCGCAGGCAUGGGCUCCGAUGACGAGGAAGACGACGUCGCAGAAGAACAUCACAACCAAGCCCAUGGCGGAAAGCGCAGAAAGCAGACCCUCACCAGGUCCAAGCUAGCGGCAACGCCGAAACCAAAAGUUUUACAAACGGAGGACCUCCGCGGAUUGCUCCCUAAACGCAAAGGCCGGGGCAGACACGCUGAGAGGGACGAAUUCGACCUCUCCCCUUCAUCCGAGGAGGAGGAGGAGGAGGAGGAAGACGAAGACGAACUCAGCAAGCCCGCAAAACGCAAGCCUAAACCAGCCAAGAAGUCCAAACCAAAAACAAAGUCCAAAUCCGCCACCGCUGCCGCCGCGAGAAUCACGAAGUCAGCCUGGUCCCGGCCCCUCGUCCCCCCUACCGCCACCACCACCGCCACUACUACUACCACCAAAAAGAAGUACGCGCGUAAAUCCACUGGCUCCGAGAAGGAGAACGAGGCGCCGAGAAGGAAUAAGAAUAGGGAUGACGAUGACCUUGGGGGAGAGGAUGAAGCGGCGACUACGAGUGGGACUGCGGUUGAAGUUGCCGAUGGAAUCCUUGGUAAGGAGGGGAGGAGGAAGUUGCGGGCUGCGGCGGAGAAGUUCCGCAUCGUAGAUGCUUGGGAGAUGGAUUUUGAGGAUGUCAGUGCGAGUACGAGUGUUUAGUGGGGGUACCGGUGGCGGCGGCGAGCGGCGGGCACUCGAAGGGGAGGGGGAGGUUAUUUAGUGGAUGUUAGCUUUCAGCUUUUUUCUCUUAUUUUAUUUUUUUCCCAAUUGUCCAUUGUGAAUCGUGGUGUGGCAGGUUUGUUUGGCGCAUUGUAUGUCUACAUGUUUAUUUUCAGAGUGUUUUUUAUCCUUUUUUCACCAUGGGUUUCGCCGGUGGCUGAAUUGGUCCGUUCAAUCGUCCGUCUACUUCAUCGGUCAAUCAAUCAAUCAAUCAAUCAAUCAAUCAAUCAUUAUCAUGGUACCCUAUUCAGAAGAAGAGAAAGGGGGGGGAGGGAGAGAGGAGCGGUAUUCUCACUUACUUUAUUCAUCUUGUUCUGUACGUCUAUCAUACGUGGUUCGCCACAGGAAGUAUACUUGUACCAAGGAAAGGGAAAUAGCUGUAUGUUAAAGAACUAUAAUUACCUUGUUGUAUCAUACUCGCUCGAGCCAUUCUCACAUUUACUAGUCCUGUAUCCUGUGCCUACCGAUUUGACUUGCACGGCUUGCAUACUAUAUAACUAUAUCAUACACCAUUCUCGUCUUAUGAUAGCCACAGGGACAAUGGAAGCAAGGGGUAUGUACAGUACUUGUAUACAGUGCAAGUAUGAUAUAUACAGUGCGGUACGGUAUCGGACUUAAAAUAAAAAAAAGUUUACCGGUAUGAUACAGUACAGUACAGAUACCGUUACCCACAUCGCACGCGGGCUCUUCAACUACCGUACCGGUACCGGUACCGGCAACCGUGAGUGACCGAAGUUUAGAUUGGACUGGAUUGUCGCUCGAUGCUUGAAAUUUUUUUUGCUAUGAUAGAAUGCUGGCUGGCUGGCUGGUUGGGGGUACCUUACCUUACCGUGCUAUAAUAUAGUGCUUCGGGAUAUUAGGCCUCCAACGGUGGGAUUAAGAAAUGUGUGUGUGUGUGUGGGGUGCAAAGGUUUACAUUUCGCGCUGCUCUCGUACCGUACGGUACUGUACUUGUACGUACCGGUAUGGUACGGUACUGGUAUCAUAAUAAUUAUGUUACGGUACUGGUAACUCGUACAAUAAAGUACCGUAUCGUGCGAAUAGUACUGCACUGCACUGGUACAUUUAUCCAAAUCGCCAUCGACGAGUAAUGUAACCACCGAAGCUGUAAAGGUUUCUAGACUUUUUCGUUCAGUGGUAUCAUUGGCGGUGUGGGAUACUCUUCUUGUACUC